AGGCAGGCGUGAAUUUGGGAUCCACCAAGGUACAGAUGAAGAGAGCUUGUCAUCCAGACCGUUAGAUGGCGCUGUAAACAGGUUGUACUGGAAGUUUCUUGAAGACUUACCGGAUUUUCCCUCCCGUCUACGACCUGUUCCCUUAAAUCAAUGAAACUGUGCACUAAUCCAGAUCCUCCCUCGGGGUGGGUUUGGUUAGAAAGCUCUCUGAGGGCAGGGAACUGAGCUCAUAGUGAGAUUCCUGAGCUGAAAGUGAAAUGGACACGGUAGUGAUCGUGUCUGCUGCCAGGACGCCUAUAGGGUCCUUCAACGGGGCACUGAGCAGCGUGGCAGCUUCUGAUUUGGCUGCGGUAGUCAUUAAGGAUGUCCUGAAGAGGGCUGAUGUAAAGCCAGAUGAGGUAUCUGAGGUCAUCAUGGGGCAUGUCCUCACUGCAGGCCAUGGACAGAACCCUACACGACAGGCUAGUGUUGGCGCAGGAAUCCCGUACCCUGUCCCUGCGUGGAGCUGUCAGAUGGUGUGUGGAUCUGGGCUAAAAGCCGUGUGUCUCGGAGCUCAGUCCAUCAUGAUGGGAGAGUCCACAGUAGUGGUGGCAGGGGGCAUGGAGAGCAUGAGCCGGGCCCCUCACACAGUGCAAAUGAGGUCAGGAAUAAAGAUGGGAGAUGCCGCACUGCAGGACUCUGUAGUGGCCGAUGGACUCACAGAUGCUUUUCACAACUGCCACAUGGGUAUCACAGCGGAGAACGUGGCUAAGCAGUGGGGCGUGACCCGAGAAGCUCAGGAUCAAUAUGCCGUCACUUCACAGAGCAGAACUGAGGCGGCCCAGAAGGCUGGUUACUUUAACCAGGAGAUUGUUCCAGUUAUUGUUCCUUCAAGAAAAGGUCCAGUAGAAGUAAAAGUUGAUGAAUUUCCUCGCCACGGGAGCAAUAUGGACGCCAUGUCCAAGCUGAAGCCCUGUUUUCUGAAGGACGGGUCUGGCACAGUCACGGCUGGCAAUGCAUCGGGAAUUAAUGACGGUGCUGCAGCUACUGUCCUCAUGAGCCAAUCAGAGGCUCAGAGGCGUGGUCUGCGUCCAAUGGCACGAAUUGUCGCAUGGGCUCAGACUGGCCUUGAUCCAUCCAUCAUGGGCACGGGGCCAAUUUCAGCCAUCAGAAAAGCAACAGAGAAGGCUGGCUGGCAACUGCCUGAGGUGGAUCUGUAUGAAAUCAACGAGGCCUUCGCUGCUCAGUGCCUCGCAGUGGUUCGGGAACUCGGCCUGAACCCCGACAAGGUGAACGUCAGUGGUGGAGCUAUCUCUCUGGGUCAUCCUCUGGGUAUGUCUGGCUGCAGGGUGCUGGUGAGCCUCCUGCAUGCACUUCAGAGGACGGGGGGCAGAACAGGCGUUGCUGCACUGUGCAUCGGAGGAGGAAUGGGAAUUGCUAUGUGUGUCGAGAGAAUUUAAGACACCCUCGGACACACAUACAGACCGGCUACUGUUCCAGAAAACUGUAUCAGGUCUUACACGCUUACAUGAAUUUGUUGAAAUUGUGUUUAAAUUAUACUAUGGAAAAUGAAUGUUUAUAUUUUUUUAAUAAUUCAGUCAUCACGUGUAGCCACUGCAAGGGUUUCUCUGAAGUAUUCAUUAAUAAACACUAUGACCUUCUUAGGAAAAUCAUGUGCAUUAAAUCCUCACAGCUAUACUAUGACUGUACUUGUCUGACGUCUACAUCAUUUUCAGUGCUUGGGGUAAGAUGAUGGAUGGGAUCGUGAGAUUAAGAUAUGUGGUAAAGCCUAAAAGUGAAAUUCAAACCAUCCAACUAAUGUUAUCUAAAUAUAUAACAUUACUUAGAAAUGUAUUGAUCGCGGAUGCGGACAACAACUCUCGGUUUAGAUAUCACGAGAUAAAUAGAAAGCAGUGAGAGCUUCCAUCUUCAAACAUUCCAUUAACAUAAUGCUAUCCUUUACAUUCAUUCCAGUUUUCUUUUCCUGUGGCUCGGAGCCACUAUGUCUCACUGUACGUCCAGGCCAGAUUAUUACUUUUACUAAUAGUUAGAAAUAGUUAAUAAUUAUAUUGAUCAAUUUAGAAAUGUCUUCUACUUUAGACUUGCCUUAGCCAUUACAAUGUGCCAUAAAGCUGAAUUAGCCUCAGUCCUGUGCUUCCUAUUAACAGCCUGAUGAAAUCUGUCUGAAAUACUGUAUGUGCUGGUUUGAAACCUCAAGGGAAAACAUGUUUACAUAUUAAACUCUUCGGUGUAUCUCCUCAGUGAAUAAAAAAAUUCAACCUUA
This is a messenger RNA of Ictalurus furcatus (blue catfish), 2263 nucleotides long. It is a transcript of the gene acat2, whose product is annotated as acetyl-CoA acetyltransferase 2. The record is from RefSeq and is a predicted model, not a curated record. Gene Ontology annotation, biological process: fatty acid beta-oxidation. The transcript has 9 exons. Bases 258 to 1439 code for a protein of 393 amino acids. Gene Ontology annotation, molecular function: acetyl-CoA C-acetyltransferase activity. Lineage: Eukaryota; Metazoa; Chordata; Actinopteri; Siluriformes; Ictaluridae.